Molecule: messenger RNA, 3952 nt
Organism: Pararge aegeria (speckled wood butterfly)
Lineage: Eukaryota; Metazoa; Arthropoda; Insecta; Lepidoptera; Nymphalidae
Product: neprilysin-4-like
Exons: 17
Coding region: 271-2532 (753 amino acids)
Biological process (GO): protein processing
Cellular component (GO): plasma membrane
Molecular function (GO): metalloendopeptidase activity
Source: RefSeq, a predicted model, not a curated record
GUUGAAGGAAGUUGUUUGAGAGCACGGGUCGUUGCACCGUUAUGGCGGGGAAGCAAAACCACUGCGCCGCCUGAAGCGCAGCCAUUGUGGUGUGGCCGUGGGACACGCAUGCGCGGCAACGUUUGUUCGGCGCGAAAGACAAACCAACGUGCGUUAAAAACCGACAUGUUUAUUUAUUGAAAACUUAAAAAAAAAACAAUAUUAUUUUUUAUUACAGAAUUUUUAAUAAAUUAAUAGUGAUUGUGAUAAUUGUUUGUUAAUUUUCCGAAGAUGAAGUAUAAGGUCAAGGACAUCGACAGUGAGAGUCAGCGCUCCGCCAGGCCGCCCGACACAGCAAGCGGGCUCGAGGAGAAACUGGAGCGCACCGUGCGUUGUUCGUCGGUGCUGAUCGCGGCACUAGGGCUGUCCCUCGUCGCCCUGGGAGUCUACACCGCGGUGCUGGUGCUGACGGAGUACCGCAGCCCGCUUCCCUGCCUCAGCGAGGUCUGCGUCGGCACCGCUGCGCGAGUUCUCGCCGCAUUGAACAAGAGCGUUGACCCCUGCGAUGACUUCUACGAGUUCGCUUGCGGCGGCUGGAUCGAGAAGAAUCCGGUGCCGGAGUGGGCGACGUCCUGGGACCAGCUCGCGAUCCUCCGGGAGCGGCUGGUGUCCGACCUCAGGGAGCUGCUCGAAGACAAGAGCAACGCCAGCAUACCCACGAGUGUGUCGAAAGCGAAGGCUUUGUACCGCACUUGUGUUGACGUGGACAAAUUAGAAAAAGCUGGCAUCAAGCCGAUCGAGGACCUUCUUGUAUCCCUCGGGCUACCUGCCCGCCCGCCCUCCGAGCCCAGCGACUUCUUCAGCUGGGAGGCGACCGCGGGCAUGAGCCGGCGCUUGCUGGGCCUCAACGUGCUGCUCAGUGUACAGGUGGCCGAGGAUGUCAGGAACACCAGCAUAAAUCGAGUUGUGGUGGAGCAAGUUACCCCGGGCUUCAGCGACCGCUACCUCCGCCAGCCCGACCAGUUCGCGCACGAGUUGCAACAGUACCACAAGUACAUACGCUCUGUCAUUGAGAUAGCCGACAACGACACUGAUGCGGAGAGCUUCGCAGAUGAUAUCAUCAGUUUCAGCACUAGUUUGGCUUUGAUAAUGACGCCCGUAGAAGUUCGUCGCAGUGGUACGCACCUGUUCCAUGAAGUGAGCGUGUCGCAACUUAUCCAAGGCUCCAGCGGUGGGCCGGCGCAUUGGAAUCAGCACAAAUGGCAGAAGUACAUCGACCUUGUGUUCGCCAAUACAAGUGUAGUUUUGGAUCAGAACGUAGACCGUGUGAUCGUGAUGGACCUGCCAUAUCUUCACAAAUUGGCGACACUACUGGCUGACACCAAGCCUGUCAUCAUUGAGAAAUUCCUUUGGUGGAGUGUGUUUUCAACGGUCGCCCCGAUGACCUUGAGCGCAUUCCGCGACCUCGGCUUCGAGUUCUCGAAGGCGGUGUUUGGGCUACAACAAAGGACUCCGCGCUGGAAGAGCUGUACCGCUAAUGUCAACGCUAACUUUGGUAUGGCGUUGAGUUACCUGUACGUGAAGAGACAUUUUGACCAGACUUCUAGACAAAAGGCGAUUGAGAUGAUAGAAGACGUCCGCGAGGCGUUUGCCGCGGCCACCAAAGACUUGCCGUGGAUGGAUGCUAGUACCAGGGCUACUACGUUGAGGAAACUGAGCGCCAUUCGCACCUUCGUAGGCUUCCCUUCCUGGCUUCUCACUCAUGAGGAUCUGGACAAGCACUACCAACACGUGGAAGUAGUGGAAGGAGACUUGUUCAAGUCUUACCUGAAACUGACGCAGGCAACUGUGAAAAAAUCCCUGGAAACCCUUCGAAAAAAACCUGACAGAGACAGGUGGGUCGCCACAGCUACUACUGUAAAUGCGUUUUACUCAGCGACACUAAAUUCAGUCACAUUCCCGGCUGGAAUUUUGCAACCACCGUUUUAUGGAAAUGGAAUUGAAGCCAUCAACUACGGCUCUAUUGGAGCUAUUAUGGGCCAUGAAGUCACUCACGGGUUUGAUGACCAAGGGCGCCGCUACGACGAGCAGGGCAACCUGGCGCAGUGGUGGACGGCGGACACCCUGCAGCACUACCACGCACGCGUCAAGUGCAUCGUGGAUCAGUACAGCCGCUACGGCUUGCCGCAGCUGCCCAACUACACGGUGCACGGCGUCAACACGCAGGGCGAGAACAUCGCGGACAACGGCGGCCUGCGCGCCGCGCUCAGCGCCUACGAGCUGUACGCGCGCCGCCGCCCCGCCGCGCGCCGCGCCGUGCUGCCCGGCCUGCCCGACUACAGCCCCACGCAGCUGUUCUACCUGGGCUUCGCACAGAUAUGGUGUGGAAACUCAACGACCGGCGCCUUGAAAUCCAAGAUGGUGGAAGGCGUCCACAGUCCAAACAAGAUCAGAGUGAUCGGCACUCUUAGUAAUACUAAGGAAUUCGCCGAUGCUUGGAAAUGUCCAGUCGGUUCAGCCAUGAACCCCGAGCAUAAGUGCGUGCUGUGGUAGACCAAUUGUGAUCUUAGUUGUAAGCAAACCAAAGACAAGACUCAAUGUUACCGAUAAGUUACCAUAGCCAUAGUUUACCAUUUACGAAUCAGAGCAACGCGCUCCCCGAUGUGGGGAGCAAUAGCAAUCUUACAUUUACCCUCACACAAAAUGGGCAGUCUCUGAGCAUACCUGUGAUUACAUUAUGACAUUUUCUUUGUUUAGUUAUGUACGAUAUGAAGUUGGGGAGCGUUACAUCAGUUUUCGCAAUUUAUCUAUCUAAAUUACGCAUCACAGAAAACAUAACAAAAUAUCAUCGUAAUAUGACUUGUUUAUAUAGAUCACAGUAAAGACAAGUACUUUUAUGAUAAUAAUGCUUCAUAAGAGAGAAUCCAUAUUCUCAUGUCUGGCUCAUGACAUGAGCAUAUGUCAUGAGCCAGACAUGAGAUCAUGGCUUCCCUUCACUUCCUCGAUGGCUGCGUUGCUCAGUGAUACGAAUAGAUAAUAUUAAGGACCAGUUUUGAUGUGACGAGAAUGUUGAGACUUAAAUAUAUACAACUUAUGUUAUACUAAUAGCUAUUUACAUAUUACAAAGUAAUGAAAAGUAACAAAAACUAAACGAAAUAUAAGUUAGGUACCUCGUUGCAGAUGUGACGAAUAAUAUUUUAGUACCUAAAAUAAGUAGUUCAAAAUAUUUGAUUAUUAAAGUUUCCUCAUUAUACGGUACAAAUGUUAUAACAUUUGUAAAUCCAUUUUUGAUAUAGAAUAUCUGGAAGUAUUAGUACGCUCGCAGUUGUAAAGUCCAUUUCGAGAAACGAAAACGAAGUGUCAGAGGAAAAUGAACUUAUCUGAGUUGGUUUAAAGCUCAAAUUUGUCCACAAUUCCCAAAAUCUUGGCAGAACUUUUGUAAAAUAAAAAUUACGUGACAUUAGGUCCAUUUUGCUAUGACGCAAUUGUUUCGUUGCGCGAAAGCAAUUCCUCGUUUACGGGCUGCAAAUCUUAUGCUAAGGGUACUAGUCGAAUAAUGUGGAAGCUCAAUAAGAUGUAUGGAUAUUUUGUGAUUACCAGUGUUGUGAUAUUUUCUCAUAAGAUCUAAAAUAUUUGCAUUUAUUUCAAUUAUUGAUUAAGAUUGCGCUAAUGUUUGUUAAAUGAAAUCAAAAAUGCUCAAUACUUUGCUAUUAUACAAAAAAAACUGAAUUGCGAAGUGAUACUAUAGGAAAAUCAAUAAAAAUCAACAUUAAUUAAUACAAAUUUAAUAAUGGUGCUGAAAUAAUUUAGUUCUACACAAAUCUAAAAAUACAUGUUGUCCUUUUCUGUAAGAAAUGAUGUGGCUGCAUGUGAAUAUAGUUUAAUUUUGUGUACAAAAGAAUAAGCACUAAUAUAGUUAAGUUACAAGUAAAAAAUUAUUUAUUUUGGAAUUAAAAAAUUACAUGAUAUGUUU